AUGGAUGAAGAGGCUGAGGCGAGUUCAAGUACAUCGCAGAAAAAGAGUAUAUCAGCUUCAUCGCUUACGUGGCUUGCAUUCCAGAGCCUUGGAGUAGUUUAUGGAGAUUUGGGCACAUCUCCCUUGUAUGUUUUCUACAAUACAUUUCCAGAUGGAAUUGAAGAUACCGAAGAUGUUGUAGAGGCUUUGUCAUUAAUUAUAUACUCCCUCGCUCUCAUCCCUCUCAUCAAAUAUGUUUUCAUAGUUUGCCAAGCAAAUGACAACGGCCAAGGUGGGACAUUUGCUCUUUAUUCUUUAAUCUGUCGACAUGCAAAAUUAAGAACCAUUCCUAACCAAGACCAGUCUGAUGAAGAGCUAACGACUUACAGUUGUUCCAUACACCAAGAACAAUCAUUUGCUGCUCGCAGCAAGAGAUGGUUGGAGAAUCAUGGUAGCAGCAAGACAGGACUUAUAGCUCUUGUGCUUAUUGGCUCUUCUAUGGUGAUUGGAGAUGGGAUUCUGACUCCAGCUAUAUCAGUUUUAUCAGCCACUGGUGGGAUCAGAUUAGAAUACCCCAAGAUGACGUCGAGUGCCUUGAAUGAAAAGCUAGUUGUGAUUGUUGCAGUUGCAAUAUUAGUUGUUUUGUUCAGUGUGCAACAUCAUGGUACAGACAGAUUUGGCCAUCUCUUUGCCCCAAUUGUCUUCCUUUGGUUUCUGAUAAUUGGAGGUAUUGGUAUAUUCAACAUUUGGAAAUAUGACAGCAGUGUUCUGAAAGCUUUUUCACCUCUAUACGUAUGUCGGUUUUUCAGAAAGGGAAAUGGUUGGACCUCCCUUGGAGGUAUAGUGCUUUGUAUAACAGGGACUGAGGCCCUUUUCGCUGAUUUGUCCCAAUUUCCAGUUCUAGCCAUACAGAUUGCUUUCACAACAAUUGUGUUUCCAUGCCUUCUUUUAGCCUAUGCUGGACAAGCUGCCUAUCUGAUGAAAAAUGCGGAUCAUGUUUUUGAUGUGUUCUAUCUCUCUAUCCCAGAUACCAUAUAUUGGCCAGUGUUUGUUGUUGCCACAGCAGCUGCUAUUGUUGCAAGUCAGGCAACAAUAUCUGCAACAUUUUCAUUGAUUAAGCAAGCUGCUGCACUUGGCUGUUUUCCAAGAGUGAAAGUCGUGCAUACAUCAAAGAGGAACCAUAGCCACAUAUACAUUCCAGAAAUUAAUUGGAUUCUUAUGGUUCUCUGUGUAGCUGUCACAAGUGGAUUCAAAAAUCAACACCAAAUUGGAAAUGCUUGUGGGCUAGCAGUUGUGAUAGUAAUGCUGGUAACAACACUGCUGAUGAUUUUGGUUAUGGUAUUAGUAUGGCGCUGCAAUUGGAUUCUUGUCAUGUUCUUCACCAGUUUAUCACUACUAGUCGAAGGCACCUACUUUUCAUCAAUGAUCUUCAAGGUUAAUCGAGGUGGAUGGGUUCCGCUCGCCAUUGCAACAACCAUUUUCAUAAUCAUGUCUGCUUGGCAUUAUGGUACAAUACAACGUUAUCAAUUUGAGAUAUAUAGUAAGGUCUCGAUUAAAUGGAUUAUCGGUCUUGGACCUAGUUUAGGACUAGUUAGAGUCCCUGGUGUUGGGUUUGUUUAUAGUGAUCUAGCUAGUGGAGUGCCUCACAUAUUUGCACAUUUCAUCACCAACCUUCCUGCAAUUCAUUCUGUUGUAGUUUUUGUUUGUGUCAAGUACCUUCCUGUCUACAAAGUCCCUGAAGGUGAACGAUUCCUUGUAAUGCGAGUUGGCCCCAAGGGCUUCCACAUGUUCCAUUGUGUUGCUAGAUAUGGUUACAAAGAUCUCCAUAGGAAAGACGAUGAAUUUGAGAAAACACUCUUUGAAAGUCUCUUCAGGUUUAUCCGGCUUGAGUCCUUGAUGGAUGAUUUUUUAGACGCAGAUGUGUACUCCGAGCUUUCAGGAGAUGACAAUGCCACCCAUAAGAACUCCAAAGUGGAAACUGAAGCUGACAUAGAUUUUGCUUCAGUAAGCUCAGUUACCACCGUCGAGUCCACAGCUCAAGUAAACAACAAUGUCAUCAUGCCUGCGAGUCAAUUCAUGCAUAAGAAUGAUGAAAUGGAGGAGUUUGAGUUCCUGAGAAAAAGCAGAGACACAGGAGUGGUGCACAUACUUGGGAGGACGGUGGUUAUGGCGAGAAGGGAUUCAGGGCUUUUCAAGAAAUUAGUGAUUGAUCACAUCUAUACUUUUCUGUGGAAAAUGUGCAGGGAGCCAAGCGCAUUGUUCAAUCUUCCCCAUGAGUGUUUACUGAAUGUUGGACAAGUGAUUCUUGUAUAACAUGCACAAUUUGUCUGAUUGACAGAGGGAAUCAUAGAGGAAUGUUAUUCAGUUAUAAGUAAACAGUAUGCAUCAGGAUGAGAGAUUGGGCCAUUACAUUAGCAUGAAUUUUCAGAAAUUUUCGUAGGUUUAAGUAAUUUUUAGGAGGUUUCAGCUUAGAAUAUAGGUG
Mangifera indica (mango) is the source of this 2461-nucleotide messenger RNA. Its product is annotated as potassium transporter 10-like. The record is from RefSeq and is a predicted model, not a curated record. Lineage: Eukaryota; Viridiplantae; Streptophyta; Magnoliopsida; Sapindales; Anacardiaceae. Gene Ontology annotation, molecular function: potassium ion transmembrane transporter activity. The transcript has 8 exons. Gene Ontology annotation, biological process: potassium ion transmembrane transport. Gene Ontology annotation, cellular component: membrane. Bases 1 to 2292 code for a protein of 763 amino acids.